AUGGAAGAGCAUGGGUCACAAAGCAGCGUAGCAUUAACUUCGGGUUCCUGGUCCCCAUCUCGAGUCCCCGACGCCAAUCAGGCUCAACCACAUCUUAUCACUGAAGAACCAACCCCACGAAGUAGUAAACGUCUUGCGCCGGACGACUUUACCUCGGAUCAUGAGCGUCUCCUUCAUCCCUCACAUCGUGAAAAUGCCGAGCUUGUGGCAGAGCAUUACAAUCAGCGGCCGGAAGUGGGUAAACUUAAACGCAAAGAUUCUCCCAUCAUCGGGCUGAAGAACUUUAACAACUGGAUCAAAGCCGUGAUGAUCGCCAAGUUCGCACGACCGCCGAUCGAGGAGACGAACUCGAAGCCGCCACCCUUCGUUUCCGUCAGCCAGAGGAAACAACCAAAACAUCUAGGGCGUGUAUUGGACGUUGGUUGUGGGAAAGGCGGGGAUCUAGGUAAAUGGGCUAAAGCGAAUAUAGCACUCUUCGUCGGUGUGGAUAUAGCGGGUGUAUCAAUAGAGCAGGCACGUACCCGGUGGAGAGAUCAGAAGCGGAAACAGUUUCAAGCGGAGUUCUUCGAAUUAGAUUGUUAUUCUCAUCCGCUGGCGGAUGUAGUACCUGCUCCGUUGUUGACUGCUUUCGAUGUUGUAUCGAUGCAAUUUUGCAUGCACUACGCGUUCGAGAACGAAGAGAAAGUGCGUAUGAUGCUCAAGAAUGCGACGGAUCACCUUCGCCCCGGAGGUGUAUUUAUUGGUACGAUACCUAAUGCGAAAUACCUACUGAAGCGGUUAAAAAAGCUGGGGGACAAAGAGGAAGAACUCUCUUUUGGCAAUGAGGUCUAUCAGAUUCGGUUCGAAUCAAGACAUCCUCCGGCCAAAGGCGCACAUCCCUACGGACAUAAAUACAAUUUUUAUCUCAAGGAUGCUGUUGACGCACCCGAAUACGUUGUUCAAUGGGAUCCUUUCGUAGCGCUUGCGAAGGACUAUGGCCUUGAGCUUGACUAUAAGAAGGAAUUUCACGAUAUAUACCAGAGCGAGCAGGAGAGUCCAGAAUUCGCAGCAAUGUUGCAAACAAUGAACGUUGUUGAUUCGAAAGGGGAAAGUUUCUUGGACAAUGAUCAGUGGGAAGCUGCCAACAUCUAUAUCGGAUUUGUCUUCAAGAAGGUUGCUCCGACAGAGUAA
Molecule: messenger RNA, 1170 nt
Organism: Cantharellus anzutake
Lineage: Eukaryota; Fungi; Basidiomycota; Agaricomycetes; Cantharellales; Hydnaceae
Product: guanine-N(7)-methyltransferase domain-containing protein
Exons: 4
Coding region: 1-1170 (389 amino acids)
Biological process (GO): 7-methylguanosine mRNA capping
Cellular component (GO): nucleus
Molecular function (GO): mRNA 5'-cap (guanine-N7-)-methyltransferase activity
Source: RefSeq, a predicted model, not a curated record